Lagopus muta (rock ptarmigan) is the source of this 1470-nucleotide messenger RNA. RefSeq names its product osteocrin (gene OSTN). Lineage: Eukaryota; Metazoa; Chordata; Aves; Galliformes; Phasianidae. Gene Ontology annotation, biological process: hormone-mediated signaling pathway. The transcript is spliced from 6 exons. The coding region runs from base 195 to 614 and encodes 139 amino acids. The record is from RefSeq and is a predicted model, not a curated record. Gene Ontology annotation, molecular function: signaling receptor binding.
GGAAGGGGCAGAGCCAGAAUCCAUCCCUUCCCAGCCCUCAUUUUAGGGUUGGCAAUGGAGAUAAGGGGAUCUCAUUGGAGAUCCCUGUGUACCUGAGGCCUUCUAAGGUUUCACCUGAAGAAAGCAUUGGAUUGAGACUCAGAAGCUCUGACCUGAUCCUCGGUGACUGUUCCAGACCAGAUGCAUGACUGUAGAUGCUGCAGUUCCAGCUUGUUGUGGUCCAUCUGGCCCUUGUCAUCACCCUGCUGCAGUGGCAUUCUAACUCAGUGCUCCUUGCAGAGGCAGCUCCAGAGUCUUUGGACCCUUCUGCUGCUCUGGACAUGGCAGUGCAUCCUACUGCCAGUGAGGAGAAGUCAGCCUCCAGCCUGGCAGCCAAGCUGCUCCUUCUUGAUGAACUGGUGUCUCUGGAGAACGAUGUGACUGAGACAAAGAAGAAAAGGAGUUUUCCAGGAUUUGGUUCCCCAAUCGACAGAAUUUCUGCGACAUCUGUGGACACUAAAGGCAAACAGAGGAAAGCAGUUGAGCUGCCUAAGAGACGGUUUGGAGUUCCUCUUGAUCGAAUCGGAGUGAAUCGUCUUGGCAACACCAAGGGUUCUUCUGUUCUGAAUGACUGAUGCCAUACAGGAAACAUCACAGAAAUGUGGAAGAUGCAUCAGAGCACAUCUUGUCAUUGACUAAUGAUUCAACACUCAAGGAAUUGACCUCCUGCAAAACCUUCUUCACGUUGUGUUUUACAAACAUUGCAUUUACAAAUAGUAACUAAUUCAGUUCAUCAGAUCAGAAUGCUCUCACAGCUGAGCACAGUGCCACUGAUAGGAGGAGACAGAAAAAAAUGCAUGGUUUAAUCAUAUGGCAUUUAUGUCUUAAACCUGCAGAAAUCCCUUCUCCUAGCAAAGACUGUUCGAAUUUUUGGAUUUAAAAUAAAACUCUCUGAAAAGCCAACAGCAGUCCAUGAAGUGCAGGCAGUUUGCUUUGUGCAUGUAUUUCAAGAAGGUGUUUUUCUGUUAGAUGAAGGGAGGAUUUAAUAGCUAUGGGACAAAUCCAUAUUGUAUUUGAACUGCUGUUUGGGAGAAGACAUUUACUGAUAUCAUUAGGAGUUGAUCUGAAUAAGAAGAAAGAAAAAAAUCUUAGGAUUUGCUCUGAUGCUUUUAACAGUCUUCCUUGCACCAAAUUUAGAAAUGUUUUCAUUGUACAGCAUAUCCUGACAUGUGGCGAGACUGUCAGCUUCCUCCUGUAAGCUAACAAAUGCAUUUCAGUCCUCCCUAUGCAUAACAUAGGAUAGUGUCCAAAUAUGAAGUCAUCUACUUCCUAGGCCAUCUGCAUUGUAUGCCUUAUUUUAGUCUCUUGAUGUGUGCAUAGGGCAUAAUCGCAUAUGCAACUGUAAAAGUUCAAGCAUUUCUUAGUCUGAUAACGUGUAAACAUGUGCCUGUUCUCUCUAUUUCAAUUCAGAGUAAAACAGGUUAUCUUGAA